Messenger RNA from Funneliformis caledonium, 693 nucleotides. Lineage: Eukaryota; Fungi; Glomeromycota; Glomeromycetes; Glomerales; Glomeraceae. The record is from the annotation of a GenBank genome assembly.
AUGUUGACCUCUAUGAUAACCGCUAAUACGGACCGUGAUAUUUGUGAAAUUAAAAUGGUCGAUGAAGAACAUACACAACCCAUGAGCGACGAAAAGAUCCGUGGCAUUUUAUGGGAAACAAUGGUCGGUGGAAUUGAUUCGACUGCAAACAAGUUUAGUUUUGUCGCUUAUCACUUGGCACAUAAUCCUGAUGUAUUAAAGCGACUUCGAAUUGAGCUGGACUCAUUAUUUGAAAAAAAGGGCGAUCGACGGCUCGAUCUUGAAAGUUUAACGGGUUUAGUUUACACCGACGCAAUCAUCAAAGAAGCAUUUAGAAUUUUCACACCUGCACCAUACACCGCACGAAAUAGCACCGCUGAAGAUAUCGUGGCAGGACGUGUAUGGCCCGAGGGAACACAAUAUAUCAUAAAUAUUCAUGGGGUAAAUCACAACGAGAAAUAUUGGGAUGAACCUGAAAAAUUUAAUCCCGACAGGCAUCUCAAUAUGAAAAUGUCACCCCCACAUAUAAUAUUUGGAGGAGGUCGUAGGAUUUGUCCCGGCAGGAAGUUGGCAUUCAUUGAACUCAAGGUCAUGAUUGCCUUAAUUUACCAUAAAUUUGACAUUGAGCUAUCGAACAUGAAUCCUCGCAUAAAAUUCAUACUUUUUAGAAGUUUUCACGAUUUAAAUGUCAAAAUUAAACCUAGAAAAUUUUAA